AUGAAUUCGUGGAUAGUUCCAUUUAUAUUUUUGUUUCUCUCUAUUAUUGCAGUUUCGGAAGCUCAAAUAAAGUUUUGGAGCUCAAAGAGAAAAGAAAAUAAUGGAAGGUACAAAUAUUUACUUGAUUAUUUUGUCGAAAUGUCAAAGUUUACAAGUAAUGUUGAAUUAGUUAAUUUGAACAGUAAAUUAGAGAGCACGAUCACUUUUCAGAAAAGAAUUUUUUAUAAAGAAGAAAGAGUUCAACAUGUUUGCGAAAACUCUCUGUUAAGGCUUCUUAAACGAAAUAUGGCAGAUUCUAAGACUUUUAGUAGUGAAAUGUCAGUACUAAGAGAUUCAAUUCAUCUUUGGACAAAAAAUUUCAGAUUUCUUCAGGAGUCAGAUGAAGUACGUACAUUCAAGGAAUUUAUCUCCUUUUUAGAUUUUAUUAAUACAAAGAAGUUUGAGAUCGACUUUUGUAUCCGGCUAAUGAACAGCUUACAAAAUCCUCAGGAUAAUAUAACUGAUAACAAAGAUUCCUUAAAACGAAAAAAAAACCUUUGUGUUGAAUUAAGACAAGAAAUCGAAGAUUUUAUUUCAACAAAGCUUUCUCACCAUUCAUUUGGAGUUUUAAAACAACAUAAUAAAAACUUUGAGGUUUUUAAAAUAGCUGCAAGCUCUAUUCACAAUGAACUUGAUCAAGCAAUUAACCAGGUAAAUAAAUGUAGUAAACUCUUCAAUCUUAUUUUAUUUUUGGAUGAAAAUAGAAGGAGUCUGUAUAGAAGCAAAGAAUUAGAACCUUAUUUUACUUUGAAGGAUUUUGUAGAUAAAGAUGCUUUGAAAAGCAUUGACAGGAACAUUUUAAGUAGCAUUAUUAUUGAACUUCAGGAUUACUUACCUGAAAACACAAUAUUUCCUUCGUCACCUCUUUCAAAGAUAGUUCUAAUGGAGCUAAAUAAAGCGAACCAACGACUAAAGCGUCUGGGUAAAUGCCACAAGUAUGAUCACAUUUUAGUUCCUCUAAAAAAAAAGCUUAUUUACAUGAUGAAGUCUGUAGCUAGCGUUCUCAUUUUAUAUGAAAGAAGUUUCGAAAUAUUACGUGAGAUUUUAAUGUAUGUCUCAUAUAUCAAUAUCGUUUAUGACAAGAAUAUGGUAGGUUUAUGUUCUAAUAAGCUUGAAAAGAAUAAGAACAAAUUGGAUAGUUUGUCUUUAUUAAAUGAAAUUUUAAAUGACAAGGAAUUUGAUAGUAAAUUUUUAAAUAAGACAAAGCUCUAUCCAACCAAAAUUACAUUAUUCCAAUAUUCUAAGACCAAAUCAAGGAAAGGAGCUUUAUUAGAAAAUAGAAAUACAAAAGGCCUUCCUUUUUUUCCAGAUUCCAGAAAAGUUGCUAUAUUGGAAGAGAAAUUUUCGGACAAACCUUCUAUUACAGAAAUUCAGAAGCUUAUUCAACAUAUUAAUUUAUUGUCUAAUGAACUUGACCAUGUAUAUAUUUAUAUUAGUAAUUCUACCAAUAUUAUGCUUAACUCUUUGGAAAAGCUCCAGUUCACGAAUAAAGUUUACUCUGAAAUCAUUGAGUCCUCAACUAAAGAUGAAUCUGUACCAAAUUCAUUAUAUUCUUAUUCGUAUUUACUUUCCUUGGACAUAACAAUGUCACUUAAGAAAAGAUUACGCCAGAUAAAGAAAGAGGAUUUUGAAAAAAGAAAGCAAACAAACAAUAUUAUGAAAUCUGUUGAUGUAAAGCCGGAACUUAGAAAUGAGUUAGAGGAGGCAAGUGAGGAAGCAAUUAACAAAGUUUUAAAUAUUAUUUCUUCACUUAGACAGACAGUCUAUGAAAGAACACAAGGAAGUGGGUUAAAGAAUAUUAAAGCAAGACUUCCCACUACGAAGAAAAAACUUCGGAAAGAAGUUUUAUCUCCUUUAACAAGCAUAGAGGACCACCUUCUUAAUAUUAAAAAAUCCAAAAUAGAUGCGAAUAAUAAAAUGAUUAAUAUAGAGAAACAAGUAAAACUAAUCCAGAACUCUAAUUUUCAAAUGGAAUCUCCUGAUAUUAUUUCUAAGUUAGAAAAAUAUAUUAAACCUCUAAAUUUAAUAAUGAAAUGUUCAGUAGUUAAGGUGACUUCUGAAGAGUUUGAAAGUUGUAAGGAAGUAAUCUCCCAGGCACCUUAUUUAUUGAAACAUAUUCACUCAUUGAUUAAAGAAAAAAAUGAAACAAUUCUUAACCAGCGGGAGAUAUACAAUAAGACAAAUGCCAAAUUGGAAUCUCUUACUAAAGAAUGGAAUCGCCAUUUAAAUUGGGUUAGAGAUAUUCCAAAGCUUUGCAAUGAUCAACUUCCCACAAUGAAUAAGUUAGAUAGCAAUACGAGAAUGAUCUUGGGUUAG
This is a messenger RNA of Cryptosporidium ubiquitum, 2355 nucleotides long. RefSeq lists its product as uncharacterized. The coding region runs from base 1 to 2355 and encodes 784 amino acids. NCBI's taxonomy places the organism in Eukaryota, Apicomplexa, Conoidasida, Eucoccidiorida, Cryptosporidiidae. The transcript has a single exon. The record is from RefSeq and is a predicted model, not a curated record.